GAUCCAAAUUAGAAAGCCCAAUUUUACAAUGACCAAAACAAAAAAAGUUGCAUCUCCUAAAACCCUAGUUACUGUUUCUCUCUCUCUCUCUUUCUCUUCGUUUCUUCCUCACACUCAAAAUCUCGAUCAAUUGCUUUUCAAAUCACAAUCCCAUUAUUCGUUCGUUUGCAGAAAUGAGAUACCAAUGGCGUCUUCUUCACCAUCUUCUCCGUUCUCGCCCCCGUAUUCCCAAUCACUCUCAGGUACUCCCCUCUUCCUCUUCCAUUUCCCGUCGUUUAACCGUAAAUUCCUCCUUCCCGGUAAACCCUAGUUUCCGUCAGUUUUCUUCGGAACCUGUUCUCCCUCACUCCGAUAACGACCACGUCCUCAUCGCCGACAUUUUCUCGAAACCUGAGGAUUCCGACGACGUGAAAAACCUCGUCGAUUCGAAUCGCAUUUCGAUCACUCACAACGCUGUCCUUGCGGUUCUGUGGAAGCUCGAUUCAAACGUUGAUGCGGCACGGAGGUUCUUCCAAUGGGUUUCGGAGAACUACCCCGAGAAGUUGAGCUCCAAGUGCUACAACUCAAUGCUGCGUGUUUUGGGGACCAAUGGUUUGGUUAACGAGUUUUGGGAGUUGGUUGAUUUAAUGAAGGAAAAGGGAUAUGGGGUUUCCAAGGGUGUGAAGGAUAGAGUGUUGGAGUGUUUUGAGAAGGGUGGAAUGAAAGGUGACGUGGCGAAGUUGAAGGGUUUGUUUGAUAACUCGAAUGAGAAGAACUGUGCCGUAGUGUGUAGGAUUGCGAAGAACAAUGUGUGGAGUGAUGAUGUUGAGAGGCAGAUUAAGGAGUUGAAUGUUAGGUUCUCCGGAUAUAUGGUUAAGAUUGUUUUGGCGGGAUUGGCAUCAGAGCCGGCUAAGGCGCUGAUAUUUUUCCGGUGGUUGGAGGAGAGUCAGAUGUUUAAGCAUAAUGGGGAAACUUACAAUGCAAUGGCGAGGGUGUUGGGGAGGGAGGACUCGAUUGAUAGGUUUUGGAAGCUUGUUGAGGACAUGAGGAGUGCUGGGUAUGAGAUGGAGGUUGAGACCUUUGCUAGGGUUUUGGGGAGAUUUUGUAAGAGGAGAAUGAUAAAGGAUGCUGUUGAGCUUUAUGAGCUUGCUAUGGCUGGCGCGAAUAAGCCUUCGGUUGAGUGUUGUGUCUUUUUGUUGAGGAAGGUUGCUGCUGGGAAAGAGCUGGAUAUGGAUUUGUUUUCGAGGGUUCUGAAGGUUUUUACCGGAAGUGGUAAUUCGUUAACUGACCCUAUUGUUGAUGCUGUGCUGAAGUCUUUGACCAGCGUUGGUAGGACUGGAGAGUGGAACAAGGUUUUGAAAGAAAUGGAAGAGUGUGGGUUUGUUGCUGGUGGUAAUUUACAGAGAAAAAUUGCUUUUAGACUUAGUGCUGCUGGUAAUACGGAACAAGCUCAUGAGUUCGUGAAUAGAGUUGAAGCAUCUGGGUGUAAUGCAGAUCGCAAGACAUGGGAAUCUUUGAUUGAGGGGCACUGUGUUGCCGGGAACAUUGAUAAAGCUCUUGAUUCUUUUAAAGAGAUGGUUGAGAAAGAGGGGAUCACUUCGGCAGGCUAUUCUUUUGAUGUUUUAAUGAAUUCACUUUGUCAAACGAAUAGGGCAAUAGAUGCAUGUAAGAUUCUUUGCCGACUAGUGAAUGAAAAAGAGCUAAAACCCUGGCAUUCUACUUACAAGCUGUUGGUAACCGAGUUAUUAGUUCAGGGAGGAUUUGCAGAUGCUUUACCAAUUUUGGGAUUAAUGAGAACCCAUGGUUUUCCACCUUAUACUGAUCCAUUUAUUGAACACUUGUCAAAGAGUGGAAGUGACGAUGAUGCGGUACUGUUUCUCAGGGCAAUGACUUCAAAGAGGUUUCCGUCUACAUCUGUGUUUCUUCGUAUGUUUGAAGCCUUCUUCGAGCACGGAAGGCAUGAAGAAGCACAUAAUUUCCUUUCUAAAUGUCCACGGUACAUUCGAAAUGAUGCAGAUGUCUUGAAUCUCUUUUAUUCCAUGAACUCUAAGGAAGCUGCUUCUUCUGGUAUCGUGACUGCUUAAGUUUGCGAAUAUAUCUCAUGUUGUACUCUUCAGAAGAAUGUGCAAUUGCAGUUGUUCGGAAAUUUUUGUGGACUGUAGUUCGAUGCGUCCUGAUUUACACUGUCUUAAUAAUGUACACUGUAGAUUGAGGUGCUGCAUAUAAGCAAACAAUCUAGACAUGAAAAGCUUGCAACAAUCUAUCUCAGUAUUUCUUAACAAAUUCACAUGCAAUCCUUCAGUAUUACACACUUAGUCCUUCAGUGCCUUAGAUAUAUUAUGUAAGCUUCAUUUGUUAUUGGACUGGAUCCUUUUCACAUAGGAUAGUGGGAUUCUAAUAUUUCCACUUUCUACUCUGCUGAGCUUGGUUAGUUGUUUCUAUGAUUGGUUUGUGCUCUUGACCACUACUGACUGUAAAUUCGAGGACGGCAAAAAUAUAGCACUGUUUGAACCAAGGCAAUAGACACUGUUGUGUUUUACUUUGUAGUUUGUUUAUUUGCUAAUAAUGUUAACAGUUUCGUCCUGUGAAA
This is a messenger RNA of Vigna unguiculata (cowpea), 2569 nucleotides long. RefSeq names its product pentatricopeptide repeat-containing protein At3g02490, mitochondrial-like. Lineage: Eukaryota; Viridiplantae; Streptophyta; Magnoliopsida; Fabales; Fabaceae. The record is from RefSeq and is a predicted model, not a curated record. Gene Ontology annotation, molecular function: protein binding. Gene Ontology annotation, biological process: RNA splicing.